This is a messenger RNA of Esox lucius (northern pike), 1429 nucleotides long. RefSeq names its product cholesterol 25-hydroxylase like 2 (gene ch25hl2). The record is from RefSeq and is a predicted model, not a curated record. Gene Ontology annotation, biological process: sterol biosynthetic process; cholesterol metabolic process. Gene Ontology annotation, molecular function: iron ion binding; C-4 methylsterol oxidase activity; steroid hydroxylase activity. Bases 139 to 1050 code for a protein of 303 amino acids. The transcript is spliced from 2 exons. NCBI's taxonomy places the organism in Eukaryota, Metazoa, Chordata, Actinopteri, Esociformes, Esocidae.
CACCAGAUUAUUUGCUUUUUGCAGAAAAACCCACAUUGAGUAAAAGCCUUAAGGAUAUUUAACAUUGUUAUGGACUCAAUAACAAAUUGAUCCUCUGAGACAGUAAAGAGAGAACCACCAAUCCUUAUUGCAGUCAUAAUGAAUGCAGGCGGUUUGUUCAGCUGUUUGGCUCUCCCCUGGAUCUCACACCUGGACAUGGCAAACCUGACCCUGGGGCUGGGGCUCCCGGAGCAGUCCGUCCUCCAGCCAGCGUGGGACUACCUCCUGCAGUACUACCAGGCAGAGCUGCGGAGCCCUCUGUUUCCGGUGGUCAUCUCCGUCUCCACCUACUUCCUCAUGGUGACCCUCUACACCGCGCUGGACCUCCUGGCCCCCAGCUGGCCCACCCUCAACCGCUACAAGCUCCACCCGGACAGACCCGUCACCUGGGAGAACAUCUGGACCACGCUGGGCCUCACCGCCUACAACCACCUGGUCUACAUCUUCCCCGCCGCCGUGGGCCAGUGGCUAUGGAGGCCCCCCAUCCCUCUUCCCCCCGACGCCCCCAGUCUAAUGGGCUUCCUCCUCGGAAUCCUGGGCUGCACAGUGAUGUUUGACUUCCAGUACUACCUCUGGCACCUCCUCCACCACCGCGUCGCCUGGCUGUACCGCACCUUCCACGUCGUGCACCACCAGUACCUGCAGCCCUUCAGCCUGGUCACCCAGUACCUUUCAGCCUGGGAGCUGAUCAGCGUGGGCUUCUGGACCACCGUGGACCCCUUGCUGCUGCAGUGCCACUGCUUGACCGCCUGGGGCUUCAUGGUGUUCACCAUCUGUGUCGCCACUGAGGACCACUGCGGCUACGACUUCCCCUGGUCUUUGCACCGCCUGGUGCCCUUUGGCCUCUGGGGCGGACCGCCCAAACAUGACGCCCACCACCGGAUGCCCGGGACAAACUUUGCGCCGUUCUUUUCCCACUGGGACUGGCUGGGGGGGACUAACUUAGUGCCCACCACCCCCACCGAGGACACGUUGGUUACAGAAGGUCUGAAAGGGAGCAGAGAUAAAUAAACUGUUUGAGUUCUUUUUACGCUUUGUGUAUUUCCUCCAAUCUCUCUCCUCUCCGUACUCUCUUCUCUCAUUCUCCCUUGGUCUCUGUGUCUACCUCUUUUUCUAUCCCUCUCUCGCUCUCUCUCUUCCAUCUUCUAUGUGUUUGUGUUUGAGAAAUGGGUUGAAUUCAUACCAGCUAUCUAUCUGCUGCUGUCUGCCAGAUCUCUGGUUUGGCAUAAAGUGAUAUUGAUUUGUUUUGCUCUUUAUUCAGUGGUUUUGGAUGGAUUUACGUGUCAUUCUCAGAUGCUGUCAAUGCUCUAAUUGGCAGAGACCUCAACACUGCCCCUGCCCCUUUGUGUUUCAUGAUCUUCAGCUGUGAUCCAAACAAACACCAAACGCA